CUGAUAUGUUAAUUAUUUAUUGCAAAAUGGCGCCUUCCAUGAAGCGUGCAACACACGCAUGAAACCACGACAAAAGACGUCUGCUACGAACAAUAUUUAGAUUUAGAAGGUUCCUAGACAUGCGAUUAAGUAAAUCAACCAAGUGGUUUAAGUGUUAAGAAGUAACUCAUUUCAACUCAAAGAAAGGUAACCAUGUCAGAUGAUGAAGAAGAACCUGGUCUUCACUUUCGACCAACCAAACCAGUUGUAUAUGGAAGCUUGGAGGACAAAGAAAGGCAGCGAUUGGCUAAUAUCAAAACUUCAGGAUCUUUAGCCAGUGAUGCAAUUGAAGCUGGAAAAGCAGCAGGGAACAUUGUCAUAAAUGAUGGAUCCAGAUAUGAGAUUAGUGAUCAUGUAGACCAGUCUGAACUGUUGGCAGAGUUAGAAAGGAGGAAAAAGGCACGUCACAUCCACGUAUCCACAGAUGAUGCUGAAGUGAAGGCCAGUCUACGGCAGCUGGGAGAGCCCAUAUGCUUGUUUGGGGAGGGCCCCGCUGACAGGAGGGAGAGACUUAAGAAGUUAUUAUCACAGAUAGGAGAAGAUGCUCUCAAACAGAAGAAGCAGGAAGAAAUUGAACUCAAGAAGAAAAAGGCUGAGGAGAAUAUUACUUGGUACCACGAAGGUUCUGACAGUUUGAAGGAGGCUCGAUUCUGGAUAGCUGAGUAUUCCAUACCAAGGGCCAAGAAUAGAUUGGCAGCUCAGAGACAGACAAAAUUCAUUCCUACCACACAGAAAAAUGCCAAGACACAGGACAUACAGAAACGUAUUGGGGCCAUAUCCAAUGAAUGCAGUCAGAUUGGAGACAAUCGUCCUCUGUCAUUCUGCAACUUCAGUCCAAAUGGAAAAAUAUUGGCGGUGUCAUCAUGGUCUGGACUUUGUAAGCUGUGGUCCAUACCUGACUGCGGUUUGAUUAGACAACUCAGAGGACAUAGUGGCAAUGUAGGAGCAAUAGUGUUCCACCCUCACGCCACUGUCUCGCUUGAUGAAAAAGCCUGCUGUAUGGCUUCGUGUGGUCAAGAUGGAUCGGUCAAGCUCUGGAAUCUUGUCAGUGAGGAGCCUAUGGCAGACAUUGAAGGCCAUGCUCCAUACAGAGUGUCCCGUCUGGCCUAUCAUCCCUCUGGACGCUUCCUUGGAACUUGCUGUUUUGACAAUUCUUGGAGACUUUGGGACUUAGAGGCUCAGGAUGAGAUUCUACACCAAGAGGGACACAGUAAAGCUGUGUAUGACAUAGCCUUCCAGAAUGAUGGUGCUCUGUCUGUCACUGGGGGUAUGGACGGGUUUGGACGAGUCUGGGAUCUACGCACUGGACGUUGUGUCAUGUUCAUGGAAGGUCAUCAGAAAAGUGUACUUGGUGUGGACUUCUCUCCAGAUGGGUAUCACAUUGCAACUGGCAGUGAAGAUAAUACAGCAAAAAUAUGGGAUCUCCGGCAACACAAGUGUAUCUAUACCAUCCCUGCCCAUACAAACCUUAUCUCCAAGGUCAAGUUCCAACCGGACCAUUCCAAUUACCUGGUAACAUCUUCAUAUGACUGUACAUCAAAGAUCUGGGCCCACCCUACCUGGGCUCCACUAAAAACCCUGGCAGGUCAUGAGGGUAAGGUAAUGGCAAUCGACAUCUCACCUGACCGCAAGUACAUAGCCUCUGUGUCAUAUGAUAGAACGUUCAAAUUGUGGGCCACGGAUAGCCAGGGAGGCCUCUAGGAUAUAGUUAUAUGAUAAAACAUUCAAAUUGUCGGCCAUGGAUACCCAGGGAGGCCUCUAGGAUAAAGUCAUAUGAUAGAACGUUCAAAUUGUGGGCCACAGAUAGCCAGGGAGGCCUCUAGGAUAAAGUCAUAUGAUAGAACGUUAAAAUUGUGGGCCAUGGAUAGCCAGGGAGGCCUCUAGGAUAUAUUCAUAUGAUAGAACGUUCAAAUUGUGGGCCAUGGAUAGCCAGGGAGGCCUCUAGGAUAUAGUCAUAUGAUAAAGUGUUCAAAUUGUUGGCCAUGGAUACUAUUCAACAUGUGCUAUGCAAGGAAUGAUUUGUGACAACAGGUCAUGUAAUAACAGUGUCACAAAAGACUGUAUUCUCAAAACCAGGACCGGUGUAUACUAUACAAUGUAUACUAAAGCUAGUCCAUUGUAUAACAUGACAUUCAAUUGUAGAGGACCAACAUUGUGUGUGACAGGAUUUCAAACAUACAGAGUCUGUAUGUCAUAAAAAAGACUACCAAAGCCUGGAUUGACUGUCAAUAUUUUGGCCUGCGUCAUGAGGUCUUUACUUACAACUGAUCUCUGCAUAAAGUUGUCUUUUCAACAGGAUGCUUGAUUUUUUAUAUAUAUUGAACGACACUUCUUGUCGGUGUGCAAAAUAAGGACAGUGUUUGUAUGGCUUGAGUUGAUACAGGAAGAUUUAAGUGUUAUGUAUGGUGUUCAGAGCACAAAUGGACAGACUUAUAUUUGUCUUAUCAAGUUAGAAAAAACUGUCUACAUUUCAUCACAAAUAUGACUACAUAUUGUAAGUGUCAUGUUAUGUAGUUGAUAACAAAAUAAAUCAUGUCAUUUUAUCAAUGAAAGGUUGUGUCUGUGCUGUCUGAUAUAACUGAAAUGUACUUCCUUUUGAAAGUUUCAAGUUGAAAUUCAAAACAGUCCAUACAUGCCAUACCUCCCGGCGUGAGACAAAAUCUCCCUUAUUUUCAAGUCAUUUAUUUCCUCCCGGCUUUAACACAUAAAAGACAACAGGACAUCUGUGAAUUUUACAAUAAUGCUUUUAAUUUCAAAGGAAUAUCAUAUAUAACCUUGAUGAGAAUGUUGUAGAAGAACCAAAAUUAUGAACUAUGCACUUUUAAAUAGGAAAAUUACAGCAUGAUACAACUCUGUUGUUGUGAUGUAAGAGUUACUUCCCUUUAGUCCCAUUAUUUUGAUUAGAGGGUAUGUUUUAUGUUUUCCAAUACAUUGUCCCAGCCCAAUUACAUAUCACAACCUUAAAUUACCACGUGUAUACAUACAUCAUUAUGGAUAGGUAAAACUAAUAUUUAGUGAAAAUGAAGGUAUAAGUAUGGAAAAGUCUGUCUACUGGGCUCUAGUCACUGGAAAGUAAUGGUUCUACUAUUCUAUAGAUCAGAUUCAACUCCUUUUAAAUAAAAAAAUCCACUACAUGAUGCACUAAUAUAUCAUAGUGACCUCUGUAUGCUAAAAUAUAACAAAUUCUUUGUGUUUGUCUCCUUCAAGCAAUACAUUUAGCUAGGUUGGCACGACACAAUAAAAUAUGUU
Messenger RNA from Pecten maximus, 3288 nucleotides. RefSeq names its product U4/U6 small nuclear ribonucleoprotein Prp4-like. Gene Ontology annotation, molecular function: U4 snRNA binding; protein binding; U6 snRNA binding. The record is from RefSeq and is a predicted model, not a curated record. NCBI's taxonomy places the organism in Eukaryota, Metazoa, Mollusca, Bivalvia, Pectinida, Pectinidae. Gene Ontology annotation, cellular component: U4/U6 x U5 tri-snRNP complex. Gene Ontology annotation, biological process: mRNA splicing, via spliceosome.